This is a messenger RNA of Mercurialis annua (annual mercury), 1692 nucleotides long. RefSeq lists its product as uncharacterized. Lineage: Eukaryota; Viridiplantae; Streptophyta; Magnoliopsida; Malpighiales; Euphorbiaceae. The coding region runs from base 1 to 1692 and encodes 563 amino acids. The record is from RefSeq and is a predicted model, not a curated record. The transcript has 4 exons.
AUGUGGAUUACAGAAGAAAGUGCCAUAUCUCAUACUAUUUUGAAUCAUUUUCAACAAUUAUAUCAUACUUCACAUCCACAAGGCAUAGCAGAUUGCUUAUAUCAGUUCCCAUCAUUGGUUACAUCAGAAAUGAAUGCUUCACUUACACAACCAAUCACUGCAGCAGAAAUAAAGAAGUCUGUUUUUUCUAUUAAUCCUUGGAAAGUACCAGGAAUUGAUGGUUAUACUUCUUACUUCUUUCCGUCAUAUUGGGAUAUUAUGGGGGAGUUGAUAAUUAAGGCAGUUCAAGAUUUUUUCAGCAAAGGUCACAUGUUGAGAAGCAUUAAUCAUAUUGUACUGGCUUUGAUUUCUAAGAUUAAAUGGCAUCAAAAGUAUCUGAUUUCAGACCAAUCAGCUUAUAAUGCUUUUGUCAAAGACAGAGUAAUUGCUGACAGUAUAUUGUUAGUUCAUGAGUCAUCUUCUCCAUCCAUAUUAAUGGCGAAAUUCAAGGCUUUUAUGCUCCAUCCAGAGGACUCAAGGGGAUCCUUUAUCCCCUUUGCUUUUGUCCUAUGUGCUCAGGGUCUAUCUUUUAUACUAGACCAAGCAGUUUUGGUUCAUCAUUUACAAGGUCUUAAGGUUAGUAGAAAUGGCCCUAUGAUAUCCCACUUACUGUUUGCAGAUGAUUUAAUAAUCUUCUCUGAAUGUAAUAUGGCCUCAGUCACUACCAUUCAAAAUCUAUUGCAUAGAUAUGCCUUAGCCAGUGGUCAAAUUAUCAACUUUGCAAAAUCUGAGAUUUUUUUCAGUUCUAACAGUCAAGAUGAUAUGAAAACUCAAAUUACGCACAGGUUCAAUAUUCAAAACCAGACUUCUCCUCAACCUUAUUUAGGCAUACCUACUUUCAUUGGCUCUUCUAAAACCUCAACUUUUAACUAUGUUAUCCAUAAGAUUCAACAUAGAUUAAAUGGCUGGAAGGAAAUAUAUCUUUCAAUAGGAGGUAAAGAAGUUUUGAUCAAAGCAAUCAUCAAUGCUAUACCAAUAUAUACUAUGAUGUGCUUCAAAUUACCGAAAGGUUUGUGCAACAAAAUCAAUCAAUUAGUGGUUGCAUAUUGGUGGGGUCAACAAGAAGAUGAAAACAAAAUAUUUUGGAUAGCUUGGUCUAAAAUGUGUGCAAGUAAGUGGUCUGGUGGCAUGGAAUUUAAAGAUUUUCAUUGUUUCGAUCAGGCUUUGUUGGCUAAACAAAUUUGGAGAUUGAUGCAUGCUUCUGAUUCUCUUAUGUUCAUAGUAGUAAAGGAUAGGUACUUUCCAAAUACAGACAUGUACAAAGCAUCUUUGAGAAAAAAAUCCUUCUUGGGGUUGGAGGAGUCUGUUUUUUGGCCUACAAUUACUCAAAAUAGGUUUGAGAUGGUUUUAAAUUUGAGAAAUACAGGAGGUUCAUCAUGGAAUGAGCUUAAAUUACAUUCUCUAUUUUCCCCUAAAGAUGUGGCUCUCAUUUUAGCUAUGCCAAUUCUAGUGUAUAAUUCAGAUGAUAGGCUAAUAUGGCAUCAUACCAACACUGGUGAAUAUUCAGUCAAAUCAGGUUAUCAUAUUGCUUUAAGUAAUGCUCAUUCAAAUUCAAGUCUAUUCAAUCUGUUUUGGCAACAAAAGAUUGGCAAAAUCUAUGGAAGAUUCAUAUCCCAAAGAAAAUUACAGUUUUCUUAUGGAGAUCCAUUUUAA